GUAAACAAAGUACAUGAACAGGAGCUUAAGCUAACACAUGACAUCGAUCAAUCCUCUGAAAGUGCAACACAUGAUGCCACAGAAAAUUCAGAAAUAAUUUCUGGAAACCUGAUAGACCAAGCUGAGUUGAUUGUGAAAAGUACUAAUGAUUCUGCUGCCAAGCAGGAAGAUUCAAAUCCUGAUGACAAACAGGAAAAGCAUCCUACAAAAGAAAACAACUUUGAGCCUGUAGAGCAGACAAAUGAGGAUUAUCAUGUAUAUGAUACAGAGAAACUACAGAUCAGUGACAUUGAAAUAGGAGACACUGCAGUAGGUCAGGUGUGUGAGAUUGAAGGCCAAGAAGAGCAUGAUGCAAAACCCAGUGCUGAACAAACAGUUCAUCAGGAGAAGGAAGGACUCUUAUCUGAAAUGGAGGAGAGUGACUCUUCUUUACAAACCCCGCAAUCAGAAAUACAUGUUCCUUUGGACUCCCAAACUCAGCAAGACGACACAGACUUCAACCCCAUUGGGAACAGAAGAAAACUGGGGUCUAGCCGAAGAAAUAAAGGAAGACAGCGUGCCAAGGAGUCUGUUGCGGAAUCAUACCACAGACCUACAGAGGAAGUUGUUGGAAAUACCAGGGAUAAUGAAGACCUUGAAACAACACAAAUGUUUGUGGCAAUAGAGAGAACGACUCAGGAAAAAUUAAGUCAAGGGAGUGAACAUGAUGUCAUCACGUCUGCAGAACAUGAUAGCUCUUUGUAUUCAGCCAUUAUGCCUGGUUAUUCUUCUGAGGUCCAGAACCCCACUACAACAAGUUAUUCAGAGUCUAACCUGGAAAGUUUAAUUCCUAAAAGUGAAAAUCUUCAAGAAGAUCAUGAUGAAAGUGAGACUGACUUUAAAGUGGAGGAGUCUGAUAAAUCAGUGAGAGCCACGCUGGAAGGAAUGGACAAAUCUGACACUCUUCAGAUUCAAGACGUCAGAGGUGCUCAUCAUUUAGGAGAUGAUGUAAACAAAGUACAUGAACAGGAGCUUAAGCUAACACAUGACAUCGAUCAAUCCUCUGAAAGUGCAACACAUGAUGCCACAGAAAAUUCAGAAAUAAUUUCUGGAAACCUGAUAGACCAAGCUGAGUUGAUUGUGAAAAGUACUAAUGAUUCUGCUGCCAAGCAGGAAGAUUCAAAUCCUGAUGACAAACAGGAAAAGCAUCCUACAAAAGAAAACAACUUUGAGCCUGUAGAGCAGACAAAUGAGGAUUAUCAUGUAUAUGAUACAGAGAAACUACAGAUCAGUGACAUUGAAAUAGGAGACACUGCAGUAGGUCAGGUGUGUGAGAUUGAAGGCCAAGAAGAGCAUGAUGCAAAAUCCAGUGCUGAACAAACAGUUCAUCAGGAGAAGGAAGGACUCUUAUCUGAAAUAGAGGAGAGUGACUCUUCUUUACAAACCCCGCAAUCAGAAAUACAUGUUCCUUUGGACUCCCAAACUCAGCAAGAUGACACAGACUUCAACCCCAUUGGGAACAGAAGAAAACUGGGGUCUAGCCGAAGAAAAGAAGGAAGACAGAAGGUUAAGGAGUCUGUUGCAGAAUCAUACCAUGAACACAAAGAAGAAGUUGUAGAACUUACCAGAGGUAAUGAAGACCUUGAUACAACACAAAUGUUAGUGGCAAUAGAGAGAACAAGUCAGGAAAAAUUGAGUCAAGGGAGUGAACAUAAUGUCAUCACGUCUGCAGAACAUGAUAGCUCUUUGUAUUCAGCCAUUAUGCCUGGUUAUUCUUCUGAGGUCCAGAACCCCAAUACAACAAGUUAUUCAGAGUCUAACCUGGAAAGUUUAAUUCCUAAAAAUGAAAAUCUUCAAGAAGAUCCUGAUGAAAGAGAGACUGACUUUAAAGUGGAGGAGUCUGAUAAAUCAGUGGGAGCCACGCUGGAAGGAAUGGACAAAUCUGACACUCUUCAGAUUCAAGAUGUCAGAGGUGCUCAUCAUUCAGAGGAUGAUGUAAACAAAGUACAUGAACAGGAGCUUAAGCUAACACAUGAAAUCGAUCAAUCCUCUGAAAGUGCAACACAUGAUGCCACAGAAAAUUCAGAAAUAAUUUCUGGAAACCUGAUAGACCAAGCUGAGUUGAUUGUGAAAAGUACUAAUGAUUCUGCUGCCAAGCAGGAAGAUUCAAAUCCUGAUGACAAACAGGAAAAGCAUCCUACAAAAGAAAACAACUUUGAGCCUGUAGAGCAGACAAAUGAGGAUUAUCAUGUAUAUGAUACUGAGAAACUACAGAUCAGUGACAUUGAAAUAGGAGACACUGCAGUAGGUCAGGUAUAUGAGAUUGAAGGCCAAGUAGAGCAUGAUGUAAAACCCAGUGCUGAACAAACAGUUCAUCAGGAGAAGGAAGGACUCUUAUCUGAAAUGGAGGAGAGUGACUCUUCUUUACAAACCUUGCAAUCAGAAAUACAUGUUCCUUUGGACUCCCAACCUCGGCAAGACGACACAGACUUCAACCCCAUUGGGAACAGAAGAAAACUGGGGUCUAGCCGAAGAAAUAAAGGAAGACAGCGUGCCAAGGAGUCUGUUGCGGAAUCAUACCACAGACCUACAGAGGAAGUUGUUGGAAAUACCAGGGAUAAUGAAGACCUUGAAACAACACAAAUGUUUGUGGCAAUAGAGAGAACGACUCAGGAAAAAUUAAGUCAAGGGAGUGAACAUGAUGUCAUCACGUCUGCAGAACAUGAUAGCUCUUUGUAUUCAGCCAUUAUGCCUGGUUAUUCUUCUGAGGUCCAGAACCCCACUACAACAAGUUAUUCAGAGUCUAACCUGGAAAGUUUAAUUCCUAAAAGUGAAAAUCUUCAAGAAGAUCAUGAUGAAAGUGAGACUGACUUUAAAGUGGAGGAGUCUGAUAAAUCAGUGAGAGCCACGCUGGAAGGAAUGGACAAAUCUGACACUCUUCAGAUUCAAGACGUCAGAGGUGCUCAUCAUUUAGGAGAUGAUGUAAACAAAGUACAUGAACAGGAGCUUAAGCUAACACAUGACAUCGAUCAAUCCUCUGAAAGUGCAACACAUGAUGCCACAGAAAAUUCAGAAAUAAUUUCUGGAAACCUGAUAGACCAAGCUGAGUUGAUUGUGAAAAGUACUAAUGAUUCUGCUGCCAAGCAGGAAGAUUCAAAUCCUGAUGACAAACAGGAAAAGCAUCCUACAAAAGAAAACAACUUUGAGCCUGUAGAGCAGACAAAUGAGGAUUAUCAUGUAUAUGAUACAGAGAAACUACAGAUCAGUGACAUUGAAAUAGGAGACACUGCAGUAGGUCAGGUGUGUGAGAUUGAAGGCCAAGAAGAGCAUGAUGCAAAAUCCAGUGCUGAACAAACAGUUCAUCAGGAGAAGGAAGGACUCUUAUCUGAAAUAGAGGAGAGUGACUCUUCUUUACAAACCCCGCAAUCAGAAAUACAUGUUCCUUUGGACUCACAAACUCAGCAAGAUGACACAGACUUCAACCCCAUUGGGAACAGAAGAAAACUGGGGUCUAGCCGAAGAAAUAAAGGAAGACAGCGUGCCAAGGAGUCUGUUGCGGAAUCAUACCACAGACCUACAGAGGAAGUUGUUGGAAAUACCAGGGAUAAUGAAGACCUUGAAACAUCCAAAAUGGCUUUAACAAUUGAAACAGCAGUGCUGGAAAAGUCACUGGAAGGAGUGGACACAUUUGACACUGCUCAAACUGAAGAGGUUAGUGGUCAUGUUGGCACACUUACUGGCAUCUCCGAGCUUACAAGUUCAUAUUUAAAUUCAAGUUCAACAGGAGAUCAACAGCUCAUCGACCAAUCAAAAUCCAUGGAGAUGCCAGAAGAAGAACUCCCAACUGUGGAUUCUGUAACAGAAAAAGAAAGCAAGGAAAAAGACAAGGAGACAGAAUUUUUAAGACAAGAUGGAAAUUUACAGGUUAACUAUUUGGUGAGUGAGUCACAUUUAAAAUCAGACGAUAUAGUGUACACUGAAAUUGAACACAGCAUUGAGCAAACAGUAAUUUCAUCAUCAAAUGAGGAACAAAUAGAGCAUGUAAACGUAUGUCACGUCAGAGGAGCUCUGCAUUCACAAGAUGUUGUAAAUGAAGUGCAUGAAGAGACAGUCACAACAACACAAAUUCAAGAGCUGCAUCAAAUUGAUUUCUCUUCAGUUAAGGAGAGUGAAUGUUCUUCACAAACCCUGCAAUCAGAAACAAAUGCUCCUUUGGUCUCCAAUCCCCUGGACAACUCUGUGAGAAUGGAAGAAAAAACCCACACAGGCCUCAACCCUAUUGGGAACAGAAGAAAACUGGGAUCUAGUCGAAGGAAUAAAGGACGACAGCAGGUUAAGGAACAUAUUGCUGAAUCAUACCAUGAACAGAAAAAAGAAGCUAUAGAAGGUAACGUGGGUGAUGAAACCCUUGAAACAACAAAAAUGUCAUUAGCAACGACUACAACUUGGCAUGAAGAGUUAAAAGAGGAAACUGAUCAAGACCUCAAACCGGCUCCAGUAAGAAAAAUUAGAUCUUUGAUUAAUGAAGAGAACACUGAAAAGAUGCCAGAGGAAGCCACAGUUUUGUCACAGAAUGUAAUGGACAACAGUACAAUUGUGACAACAGACAUUACUUCAAGCUCAGGCAAAAAGGGCUCUGUCAAAUCCAAGGAGGGCAUCUAUGAGGAGGAAAAGAAUCUCAUAAAACAGCCUGAGAAUUUAAGUCAGUUUACAGGAUAUGACACAGUUAAAACUGACUUGAUACAAUCACCAGAGGAUGAUUCAGACAUACAGAAUAUCUCAUAUCAUGAUGACAAUGUCACAAGGUCAAUUACUUCGGAUGUUCUUGAGCAAGAAGGUGCCUAUCAAGCCCAAAAGACGGAAGCUUUAUCUUGUGACAAAGACUCACUGGGACAAGAAAGUAAUAUGCAGCAGACACAUGGUACAAUAGGAACUGUGGGAGAUGUCACGAUCAAAGACUAUACAGAAGCGGAGAGUUUAAUGGAUGUGAAACUUUCUGGGCAGGAAGUUGGAGAAGAAUUUGAAGAUCCGACAAAGAAAGACCAUGAAGUCCAAGAAAUGAAUGCUUCACAAGAGAUCACUCAUCCUGAACUGUUGUCUGCUGCAUACAACAAAAACACUGUGGCUCUAAUUGACAUUGGUCUCAAGGAAAAUGUCAAAGCAGAUGCAGGGAAAUCCAACCAGAAGAGGAGAAAGAUGGGCUCUACUCGCCGGACUCAACUCCAUAAGAAACCAGAGGAAGGAAUGGACAACAAAGAUGAAACAAAAGAAAGCGACUUUAACAUUGAAGCUGAGAUGAAAAUUUUGGACAAAAUGGAAGUUGUGCCGGAGAUACUAAUGAUUGUAACUACAGAGGAAUCACAGAAUGAAAAUGCAAAACCGUCACUGAGUCCUGUGUAUAAACAACAACAGGAAACUACUGAAACCGGAGCCGUUCACAAGAACUCACGAAGCAGUAUCUCUGACCUGCAGAGAAUACAGAGUGAUGUGAUAUCAGACAUAGAUGAAUUGAAGGCUCCCACUCCUGGACAGUCAGCCUCCCACAAUGAAGAAGUUGUUAAUCCUGUUGUUCAGGUAGCUGAUAUAAACAAUACAAACACUGGUAUCAGUGGGGUGAGCUUUGUGUCUUUAAGUGAAACCACACAGGGUACACAAAAUGAUGAGGAAAGACCAGUAAACAUAGUAGAUUUGGAAACAGUGAAAUCUGUAGUCAGAGGAGGAGGUGCAGAGGAGCACAAGAGUGCCCAGGCUGAAAUACAAGAGCCAAACAGCGUGAAUGAAGGAGCUCCCAAUAUAAAUCUCGAUAUGAAGAAUGCAAGUCCCAAUUUAAAUUCAAGCAGCAGGAGAAGAAAGAUGGGCUCCACCCGCAAGAAUCUCGGAUCACAAAGCAAAAGGGAAGACUUGAAUCAAAAGCAGGAGGUGGAUAAUGAGGCAACAGAAACCGCAACAAAUGUUGGAGGCAUCAAACAAGAGCUACAACUUUACAUAGAAGACAAAGACAGUGAUUCAGAACAAAGGAAAGAAAAAGUAUUCGAAACAGUGGAGUACAGCCAAACCGGUGAGUCUCACUUCAAACCCCCAUCUCACCAGACAUUUGAGGAAAAUCCUGUUUCUCAUGGCCAACUAGUAGAAACAGAGCAUCAGCUAACUCCCAAUUAUCCCCCUAUAAUGCCAUCCACUUCUCCCAAACAUGACAUAAUGUCAGAAUCAGCAUCUGGUGGAAGAAGAAGAAAAAUGGGAUCUCACCGGAAGUCACAUGGACACCAAAACAAUGAAAACCAAACUGGAAGAGGGGAAAGAUUACCAAAUACACAGAAUGGCAGAGAUGAAAGUGUCAUCAAGACAACUGAAGAAGAAUCUUUUGGCCUGGACAAAAUAACAGAGGUUGAUGAAAGUGACAAGAAAGCAUCAUCUAACAUCACCUCAAAGGCAGGAGAGCAUUCAAGGCCUGUGAGUGGGAAGACUCCUGAACGAGUGAAUCCGGUUCGACAUCCUAACACUGAAAUCCACCUGAGUCAAGAGAGUCAAAAGACAGUUUCUCUGGCAGAUACUUCCAGAGGAGCAGAUCUCAGAUCAAACAGGUACAACGUGGUGAUGGUUGGAGACAGCAGUGUGGGAAAAACCUCUUUCAUGAAAAGAGCUCAAAGUGGGAAGUUUUCUUUAGAUUUACCCGCAUCUGUUGGACUUGAUUCCUGCGUGUGGACUGUGCUAGUGGAUGGAAAACCUGUGGUGCUACAGUUGUGGGAUACAGCAGGUCAAGAAAGGUUUCACAGCCUCACAAGACAGAUUUUACAUAAAGCCCAGGCAUUUCUCUUGAUGUAUGACAUCACUUCCUCUCAGAGUUUCUCUGCAGUCAGCUACUGGGCAACAUGUAUUCAGGAAGGGGCUGCAGAAAACACGACCAUUUUACUUCUUGGGAACAAGAGUGAUCACGCAGAACGCAGAGUUCAAACUAAGGAAGCAGAAAUUCUCGCUAAGGAGUACAACUUUGAAUUCAUGGAGUGCAGUGCUGCCACAGGUGAAAAUGUGGUUCAGUCUUUGGAAACCGUGGCCAGGAUGUUGAGUCAAAAUGCUGACACAACAGAAAAAACCACGGUGUUACACAGAGAGCCCACACAGAAAAAAUCAUCAGGAUGUUGCUGAAAUGAUGUGGGUCAAAAGCAUCUGUGGCUGCACAUGGAAAGUUUUUUAUGUACAUUUCUUCUUCUUGUAAUCAGUUUGAUUUUAAAAUGUCUUCAUUUACACAGAUGUAUAUGUUAAUUUCCUUUGCACGAUUACCUUUAGCUGUUUUAUUUGUAACAAGUAAAUGAUUGAUCUUGAGGACAAUAUACAGUAGAGAACAGUUUAAGAGUAAGUUGCAUAAAAUAUACUUGUUAAAAUGGAGCAUUUUCAGAUGAGCUUUUACUGGAAGAGGAAACCCCAGAGGGGAUUCUGAUGUAUAUUUACUGCGUACCUUCAUGUUUAUACAAAACUGUAAAGCUGGUGCAGGCUUUCUGUGGUGGCAGGUCAGUUGUAAGAGAUCAAAGAAAUAGUUAUACAUGAAUAAUCUUUUGCAUUUUGCACUGUUUGUUUUAACGUAACAGAUUGAUUUUCCUUCUGGAAUAUAAUAGCCUUACUCUUCUUGUGCAAUUCAAAUGAUCACAUCAAGUCAAUAUUUGUAGAGUACAGACUGUAAUAAUUAAUCUAACUGAGAUACCAAUGUUUUAGUACUUCAGCACUUUCAGUUCAGAACCGUUUCUCAGGUCCUUAGUGGAAAAAAGAAAAACAGUAAAAAGAUUAUAUACUCUAUAUUGUAAAAUAUUGAGUAUUUGUUCAACAGUGUCUCUAAUUUUACUUCCAUAAUAUAAAUAUAUAUUAAAAGUAGUAUGCGUAUGUCUUUAAAUUAUGAAUCUAUAACUAUGAACAGGCAAGUAACCUUGUUGGAAGUUACAAAACAUGGUACCAAACUGUGGUAACUACUAAAUUGUGAGUAUAUUUAUAUCAUAAGUGUUCCUAUAUUUCCAGUAUGAAAUGUAUUAUGAACAUAAGCAUGUUUUAAUCUUUGUAGCUGUUUAGCCCACAGUUAUUCAAUAAUUACAUAAAGUGUAUUGUGAUUUUCUAUGUUCAACAUCUGUUUAAAAUGAACUGUGUUGGCAUUCGUCCUACUUUCAGUGGGUCACACAGUUGCCAGGAAGAUCAGAUCAUCAUAAAUACAUUUCCUGCCUCUAUAAUUAAAAACAGUGGUGGUGACAGACUUAACAGGCUUUAAAUAAACUGUACAUAUAAAAUUAUCUGUGCAUGUCCCUAUAACUUGUGUCGCUAAAUACCGAACUGUUCUGUUAUGUCUCAGCUUAAUAAACCUCCAGAACAACAA
Molecule: messenger RNA, 8332 nt
Organism: Dicentrarchus labrax (European seabass)
Lineage: Eukaryota; Metazoa; Chordata; Actinopteri; Moronidae
Gene: rab44
Product: RAB44, member RAS oncogene family
Exons: 10
Coding region: 409-7122 (2237 amino acids)
Molecular function (GO): GTPase activity; GTP binding
Source: RefSeq, a predicted model, not a curated record